This is a messenger RNA of Saprolegnia diclina VS20, 1509 nucleotides long. RefSeq lists its product as hypothetical. The record is from RefSeq and is a predicted model, not a curated record. The transcript has 3 exons. NCBI's taxonomy places the organism in Eukaryota, Oomycota, Saprolegniomycetes, Saprolegniales, Saprolegniaceae. The coding region runs from base 86 to 1345 and encodes 419 amino acids.
GCGAUAUCCAGAGUCAAGAGCACCACCACAGCUACCACCACCGACACGAGCGUCGCCAGUCUCUACUUUGCAAUCUCCAGCCACCAUGGCACGCACCGACGACCAGAUCGCGGUCUGGCGCAUCACCGACGACGACCCGCUGUAUGUGGAGAAGGACGCCAACUCGGCGACGUGGUGGAAGCGCCGUCGCGCGUGGUUUGUGCUCGCGGGUCUCGUGCUCGUGACGCUCGGCGUCGUCACGGCGAUCGCUGUCUCUGCCGCUACCACCGAAUCGAACCAAGGUUCGGGCAACGCACCGGCCUUCACGCCGACACCGACGUCGACGACGCCGACGUCGCCGAGUGCCGCCGACGACAGCAUUGCAACAGUGCCCACGUCGACGCCACUGACGACGACGACACCAACGCCGGAAGAGACAACGGUCGACGCGACGACGCCAAAUGCGACGCACACGCCACGGAACAUGACGACGCCGACGCCGUCGCAUACCGAUGACGAAGAGGCGUACUCGGACAAGCCGACGCCGAUGCCAUGGACACCCAGACCUAGCCACCGCCCGACGCCGUGUCCGUCCACCCCAAGACCGAGCCCGGAUGCUCCAACGCCAAGCUCGCACGCACCCAAACCGCACCCAUCGCCGAGCAGCGAUGGCCCCCAACCGUACCCGUCGCCUAGUAGCGACAGCCCUAAGCCGCACCCGUCGCCUAGCCCUGACACGCCCAAGCCGCAGCCAUCACCUAGCCCGGACACGCCCAAGCCAUCGCCGAGCACGGAUGCACCCAAGCCCUCGCCGAGCCCCGACACGCCCAAGCCACAACCACAACCGCAGCCAUCACCGAGUCCGAGUCCGAGUCCGUCGUCGCAGAUGCCCAAGGCAAGUGUGCGGCUGGUCAACAGCUGCGGCAAGUCGAUCGACAUCAUGUACACGCUUCGCGUCGGGAACGCGCUCACGACGUACUACCACACGAUGAGUGACAAGGCGACGUUCGACGUGGCUGGCAGCACCUUCCACGGCGGCACCUUCCGCGUCGGCCGGUCCGAAGAAGCCACCUUGUUCGAGUGCAGUCGCGACGGCGGCAAGUUCUGGUACGACCUCAGCGUCGUGACCCCCAACUGCGGGGAUGGCCAGAGCUGGGACGAGUGCCAGAAGAGCGGCAAGAAGGGCUACAACGUGCCCAUGAAGGUCGAGCCGCAAAACCUCGCAAACAACCACCUGUACAACUGCGGCAUGGUCCAGUGCAAUGACCCCAAGUGCCCGGAUGCCUACCUCUACCCGUUCGACGACGCCAAGAAGAUGCGCGACUGCCACUCGGACGAAGGGCUUCUCGUCACCAUCUGCUACUGAGUCCCUGCGUUGACUUGUCGUAGCAAUGCUCGUCGUCUCAGCGUCGGUUCGAUGCUUCAGCCCAUUUUUAAUUCACAUCGAAAACAUUUAUCGCUCGUCAAAGUUUGGGCCGAGGGAAUAGUAAUAGUAGUCUAUUCAAUGUAGACUGCACCGUCGAGUGCUGG